GUGUGUCUGUGUUUUUCCAGAGCGCAGCAGCCAGCCUCGGUGCUGAACAGCUGACGGUGAGCAGGCAGAAGAAGGCCAGCGUCUCUAUUUAUAGCAGAGCAGAGAGACGGAGCUCCAGAUCUGCUGCCUGCCGCCACAGCUCAGAGCCCCGCCGCGACACGCCACGCCACGCCACGCCGCGACACCGCACCGCACCGCACCGCACCGCCGCGCUCCGCCCGUCCGCUCACCGUCAUGCCGGGGAGCCAGGCCCGGUCCCGGGCCAGAGACCGGAACAACGUCCUGAACCGGCCCGAGUUCGUGUCGUUGAACCAGCCGCCGCGGCAGCACGUGGAGCCGCGGGGGGGCGGCGGGGCGCGACGCUCCGCCUUCAGGCAGCAGAGCCUCAACCAGCAGGAGGACGGAGGGGCCAGGCUGUCCUCUUCUUGUGGCACUCCUCGGGGAUCGAGGGACUCUCAGGAUGGAGGUUUAGGAGCAGACGCCGGGGGGAAGGAGGCGUCUCGGCUUCCAGAGCAGGACUGCAUGCAGCUGAACCCGUCGUUCGGCGGCAUUGCCAUUAGCUCUCUGCUGGCCAUCGACAUCAGCCUGUCCAAGCGCCUGGGAAUGUGUGCCAGCCCCGCGGCGCCGCUGCGCUCCAUGGUGAUGCUGCUGGCGUUCAGCGGCCACGCCCUCCCCUGGCUCUGCGGCACACUCAUCUGCCUGUGGAAGAGCAACACGCUGGCUGGACAGGAAGUCCUGGUCAACCUGCUGCUGGCUCUGAUCCUGGACGUGAUGACGGUGGCCGGGAUGCAGAAGUUGGUGAAACGCCGAGGACCAUGGGACUUCCCCCCGGGCUUCUUGGACUACAUCGCCAUGGAUACGUACUCCUUCCCAGCAGCCCAUGCGAGCCGAGCCGCCAUGGUGUCCAAGUUCCUGCUGAACCACCUGGUGCUAGCAGUGCCUUUGCGGAUCCUGCUGUACCUGUGGGCCUUCCUGGUGGGCGUGUCCCGGGUGCUGCUGGGUAAACACCACCUGUCGGACGUGGGCUGCGGCUUCGCUCUGGGCUUCCUGCACUUCAGCCUGGUGGAGUCGGUGUGGCUCGACUCGGCCACCUGCCAGACGCUCAUCUCCAUCGGCACGCUGCGCUGGAGCCCGCUGCUCUAGACCGCUUUGGACCGGUUUACAACUCAUUCACACCGGUUUGGACCGGUCCGGCCGGACUCUGCUACGUGCCAACCCCCCCCCACCCCCCCACCCCCCCACGCCAGUAUGCUGCAGUCAACUCCACUGGUUUAGACUGGAUUAGACUGGUUUAGACUGGUUUAGACUAAUCAGAUGAGCACCGAGGAGCAACAGCAAGACAUUUGAAUACCUGACCGACUGAGUGACACCUGUCCCUGUGCCCGUCCCAGGUGAGCGGUUACGCCAGGACGCUUUCAGUCUGAUUGGUUUAGGCCAAAAGCUUCUGUGCGUCCUUUACGUCGGCAUGGAUGUUGGGGAAUAAAUCCAGAUGAGGAGGUGAUGUUGUGGACGGCGGUCUGUGAGGUCAUUAAAUGCAUCACGGCAGGAGGACGCACUAUUCUGCUAAUAUUAGUUUAGUAUAUUAAUAUUAGUUUAAAAAUCAGUUUUUAAAAAUGUCUUCUUAGAGUCUCUCUUGAUCUGUGGGCUGCGCUGCCCCCUGCUGCCCGUAUCUGGAAGCUUCCUGAACACCUGCACAGGUGCUGAGGAGGUGAAGGCAGAGCGGACAGAAGAGCCGUCACAGCUCCACUACAAGUGACCGUUGGUUUGUCGGGUAUACAAAGAAUAGAUUUAACCUUCAGAUAGAUUUUUAAAUAAUAUUCAACUAGUUUUGUACUUAAGAUGUGCUUAAGAUGGGACGUUAGCUAACGAUAGCCAGUUUUAGCGGUUGUUGAGCUCACGUUGUUUUUCACAGCAGAGUCUGACCGGGCCGUCCUGCCCGUCCCCUCUGCACACCUCAGGUACGUCCAGGUGCUGACAGGUGUGGUGUAACAGGAGCCACAGAGGCGGCUUCACCUCCCGCGUCAAGCCACAGACGGCUUUAUUGUUAGCUAGCUAACGUUAGCAUUAGUGAACAUUAGCUAACCCUUGGUGGCUCUCAGACGUUUGGCGGUGGCGUUUUCGUGACAUCCAGAGGCGAGACGCGUCUUUCAUCAACCAAUCACACUCAAACGUCCUGGCCUGACCAAUCAGAAUGUGAUCUGCUGUCUGUAAACACAGGAAACCAAACACACCUGGGACUGACACCGGCUCAGCUGAAACCCUGACCCCUGACCUCUGACCUCUGACCUCUGACCCCUGACCUCUGACCUCUGACCCCUGACCUCUGACCCAUAUCAGCUGUCCAGCUACUGACCUCCAAGGUUCUCAUCUGACAUCCCUCUUGUUACCAUAGCAACUGAAGACAGCAGGCAGCUGUCCAUCAAGUGGUUGCCGUAGUUACCAGCUGACAGCAGAGCCGGUCUGUAGCUGAGCACAACAGAGACACUUUACACUGUUUUCUAUGCAGUUUGGCCUUCCCUGUGUUUUCCCGGUGAAGUGAGUGAAUGUGUGUGUGUGUGUGUGUGUGUGUGUGUGUGUGUCGGCGACAGCCUGACGUGUCUCAGGUGACGUCACAAGACGUUUCCUGUCCAGUUUCCUGUCGCUGCUGUGAACAAAACCGUCCGUUUGAUAUUUUUAAAGAUGUUAGCGACGCUGGCUGCUCCGCUAGCUCUGUUAGCAUUUAGCAGAGCGAUCACUUCCUGUAGUAAAGAGACAGACAGGCAGAGAGAGAGAGACAGGUAGAGAGACAGACAGACAGGCAGAGAGAGAGAGAGACAGACAGGCAGAGAGAGAGAGAGAGGUAGAGAGACAGACAGACAGGCAGAGAGAGAGAGAGACAGACAGGUAGAGAGACAGACAGGCAGAGAGAGAGAGAGAGAGGUAGAGAGACAGACAGGCAGAGAGAGAGACAGGCUCCCUUCACUUUAGCUGAUUUGGCCCUGAGAGAAGCUGAAGAGCUGAAACGUCCCACUGAUGUCAGCUGAAGGUUCCUCACUGAAGUCCAACAUUAAAUCAAGACGUUUUCUUAACUCCUCGUUUUUGUUCUUGUUGUGUUUUUACCUUAAUCUGAUGCUCUCUAUAAGAUUAUUUCUGGAUGAUCCCUGAAAUGCCCCUCAGGUUCACUGUUCAGGUGUUUUUCUGGCUCCUGUUCUCUGAAAAGUGCAGGAAGCCCCUUUAAUUAAAACAGUGAAAUGUUCCUUUAUUUUGGCUUCAGAUUAAGGGUCUUUAAGUGAUUCAUUUGUUGUUUCCAGGUAAAAACUGAGGACUUUUUCAGGCUGUUUGUGUUUUUUUGAUGCGGCCCAGAGACAGAGAGUGAGACAGGCAGACAGACAGGUUGAACUAUGCAUCCAUUCUGUUAAAUAAAGAUCUA
Messenger RNA from Myripristis murdjan (pinecone soldierfish), 3409 nucleotides. RefSeq names its product inactive phospholipid phosphatase 7-like. The coding region runs from base 235 to 1143 and encodes 302 amino acids. The transcript is spliced from 4 exons. Gene Ontology annotation, cellular component: nuclear envelope. The record is from RefSeq and is a predicted model, not a curated record. NCBI's taxonomy places the organism in Eukaryota, Metazoa, Chordata, Actinopteri, Holocentriformes, Holocentridae. Gene Ontology annotation, molecular function: sphingosine-1-phosphate phosphatase activity.